CCCACUUUCAUCUUCUGUCGGAAGUGAUCUCCAAGGCGAAGCUUCCCAGAAUGGAACACUCGCAAGGAAUGGAACCACUCCACGACAGGUACUUGGUUCCUGGUUUCUACCUCGUCGAGCGACAAUCUUUUCAUCAUCCGGAAGUAUUUUCAACGGGAGGAAAACUACUUCUUCUAAUACGCCGAGCAAUCAUGAUGAUGUUAGGACAUCAAAAUCUACAACUUCGUCACCGAAGAUAUUAAACAUCAGAGAGAAGAAGAGCAACAACCAAGUGCUUCAUCUGCCAGAAGAAGAUGACACAAUAAAGAAGAACACUUCUUCUACGUCGACGACUACGGAUGAAGAGCGCGCCUCUUCUUCACUCUCUACUUCGAACAAAAAGCCCCAGGAACAACAGGCAUUCGACCUUCCUCCUUCACACGACUCUCGUAAAAAUCUUACAUCACAACCUCCAUUAACAUCAAGUGCACAACCAUCAACGUCAGACUCAUCAACCUCAAAGCACAACGACCGCAUGAUGA
Messenger RNA from Amoebophrya sp. A25, 521 nucleotides. The record is from the annotation of a GenBank genome assembly. Lineage: Eukaryota; Dinophyceae; Syndiniales; Amoebophryaceae.